Molecule: messenger RNA, 7208 nt
Organism: Zootoca vivipara (common lizard)
Lineage: Eukaryota; Metazoa; Chordata; Lepidosauria; Squamata; Lacertidae
Source: RefSeq, a predicted model, not a curated record
CGGAGGAGAGCGAGAGAGGAACCCCGGGGCGGGGCGGGGCGGGGCGGCGAUGCGCAUCUUCUCCCCGGAGGAAGAGACCCCCUUUCAAGGCUGCGUGGCGAUUCGUCAGCUCUCAGAAAACGACAGCGCAUCUACUUCGGGAGCAAGUCCUCUCGCCUCCGGGGGAAUCUUGAGAGCUAUCGGCUGCGUUCCGUGGUAAAGGGACCCCCGCACCGGGUUCAGGUUGCAGGUGAGGGGCUGCCUGUUGGAAUGCUCUCCUGCGGGAGGAAACAGAAUGACCCUUGCACAUAGGAAAACUGCCCAGGAUGAAAAGGUGGACUGGACCCUUCUUAUAGUCAGGAAGUCUCAAUUUUUUUUUCCUGAGGUUGAGCUAUUUAUGCAAAUAUGGGAACCCACACCCGCAGCAGCUUUAAGGUACCGUCGAGGCAAAGCUGAUGUACUUGAGAGUCUAAAGGACAGGGAAAUUAAGGUUUAUUGGGCAAUCUAACAGAUUGGGAAAUUUAUUGCACUGUAAGUUUUUGUGGGUUAGAGCUAUACUCUGUGGAAGCUUAUGGCACAACAAAUCUUUUAAUGUACCACAAUACCCAUUUAUUUAUUUUGCUGCAACAGUUUAACAGGGGUGCCAGUCUGCACAUCUUUUACCAUUGGAGUCUGAUGAAUACAAUAAUGUCAAUCACUUAAAAAUAAACAUGCACAGGUUGGUGGUACUUACUCAGCUGUUACCAGUCUGUCCAACUCAUAAUUGAGGAAGUUAAAUGGUUCUUCUUGACAAUGCGUGGCUUCCAUUGGCAUCAGAAUUAUUAUUAUUUUGGGAACUUUUUAAUGUUUGAUGUUUUACUAUGUUUUUAUAUGUGCUGUAAGCUGCCCAGAGUAUCUGGGGAAACCCAGCCAGAUGGGGUGGGGUAUAAAUAAUAAAAUUAGUAUUAUUAUUAUUCCAAAGUAAUGAUUCUGAAUAUGGGACCAGGACUGUCAUUAUUUCACAGAGCAAUUCUGAGUAUCAGACAUCAUCAUCAUCAUUUUUAAUUUGUAUACCAUCUUUCUAUCUUACAAUACUCAAGGCGGUUUACAGACUGAAGAAACAAAAAAUGUACAUCUUAUAACAAUCUAAUGCAAUUCAAAAAUGUGAUAUGUUGUAUUUACUAUUAAGGUGAUAAAAGGAUGAGAUUUGGUUAUAUUUUCAGCGCAUUCUUACCAAUGGAGUGACAUGAAAUCAUGGAAUGGUAAUUAUCCCAGAAUAAUUAACAUAUAGAACAAGGGUAUGGCCAGAUGUGUAUGUAUGUUGGACCUAUGCAUUUGUUUUUCUCAGGGCCAGUCCUACCAUUAGGCAGAACGAGGUGACUGCUUUAGGUGGCAGGUACUGGGACAUAAGUGGGUGGGCACUCCUUUAGCUGUCUUCCGUUAGCCAGUCCACAUUCCCUUCUGUUGGAGGACAGAGCUGUCCAUGUUACACCGGCUAUCCUAGCCUUCCUAAACUAGCCAGCUACUGAGUGCUGUAGAACAGGGGUAGGCAACCUAAGGUCUGGGGGCCAGAUCCAGCUCAAUUGCCUUCUAAAUACGGCCCGUGGACGGUCCGGGAAUCAGUGUGUUUUUACAUGAGUAGAAUGUGUCCUUUUAUUUAAAAUGCAUCUCUGGGUUAUUUGUGAGGCAUAGGAAUUCAUUCAUAUUUUUCCCCAAAAUAUAGUCUGGCCCACCACAUGGUCUGAGAGACAGUGGAUCGGCCCAUGGCUGAAAAAGGUUGCUGACCCCUGCUGUGGAAGAUGCUAUCCAAUGUUGAAGCAACAAUCAACUGGCAGUUCAGUCUGCUGCUGUAUAUGGCACAGGGAGGAGGCAGCAUCUUGUCCUUUGCCCACAACUGCAGAAUGUCAUAGGCCAGCCCCAAGCAAUAGAUUUUCAGUGCUGCCUCUCCCAUAAGAUCCCCGCUCCCAUUCCUGCGAUAGGAUUCAUUUUGCUCACUUAAUCUUCCUUUAUUGCUAAUCUCAUAAAGACCCAGAAGGUGAAUUAGGGAUAUGUAUGGGCUCCAGGCAGCCGCUUGGUUUUGGCUAGUGGUCACUGUGCCCAAAGUUUCUCUGUGUAGGAUUAAUGCUCAGCUUAAAUGGGCUAUGGAUUGAACUGCUUGUCACCAUACAAUCUUUACAAAUUUCACACUUCUAAUGUUGAUGAAAAAAUACCUGAUGCUGUUUGACCUGCAGUUUUUGAUUUUAAUGUUUUCACGAAGUCUACAUGAAAUUUAAGGUAGUUUCUCAGCUUAAAGAGAAAUCAUCAGGAAGUUUAUUCGGCUUUACGCCCAUCAUAAAACACAACACAACAAAAUAAAUCAAAUAAAACAGCGGACUCGUUCAAGCCACAAAUAAUAAAACACAAUUCACAGCUCACAAGGACAAAUAUUAACAAUUAAAAAGAACAGUUUAAGAUAAUGAUUAAAAAUUUAGGCACUACGCUAAAAUCAAUAUCAGAUGUCAUUAUAAAAAAAAUUAUAACUAUAAAUAAUCUGCUAACAUUCCAUUCCGUCUCUUGUACGAGAGGACGGCUGUUAGGAAUUUAGCGACCUGUAGAGUAAUAUGAGGAUCCACAUCUUGAAGAACCCAGGCAAGCUGUAGGUCAACUGGUUUGUCAGCCAUAGGCUGGAUUAUGGAAUUUAGUAUACUAGCACGAGCCGAACUGUACAUAGGGCAGAUAAACAUAACAUGAUGUAGAGAUUCAGAUGUUUUAAUUUCACAAGCACACAUUGAAGAGACUUGGCCCUGAGUAAAUCUAUGUCUCAGCACGUUUGUUGGAAAAACAUUAAACCUAGCUUUAAUGAAGGCAUAUCGGUGAGACGCGGCCGUAAGUGAUGUUAAAUAGGACGGAGCACGGUAGAUAGGGGUUAUGCCGAAAUUUAACGGCGAGCAAACUCCACCACCAGCUAAGAAAUUUUGGUAUAGCUCCGCAUCAUCCAGCCUUUGAUUUAUACACCUUUUUGCCGCAUUUAGAUCCAGUUUGAGCAAUUCAGUGGGCGAGAUCUCAUAGGACAGCAAUUUGGCAUGAAUUUUUCCUGACCACAAAUUUGUGAAGUCAUCCCGCCACAUGCAUUGAAUGAGAUAGUGGUUCGGGAGUUUAUGCCAUAGGGAUAUCCAAUAAAUCAAAACUUGCCUCCAUAAAACUAACUCCACUGAGGGGAUCUUCGCUUAAAGAGAAAGGUGAAGGCAGAUUUAGAAAUUAAGGUGUAGAUACAGUUUUGCACUUGGACUGACAGUGUUUAUUGUUGAUUCGAGAAAUGCUACAUCCUGUAUAAAAAUGUUUAAAUUUACCACUUUAGUUAGUCUCAAAAUCUCAACAGUCUCAGCUUAGAUCCUGAUACCAAACACACAUUACAUGAAAGUUAUUUGUUUGGAUUUCAAUGAAAUUUUAAGUUUCAUGACAUGAUCCCAAUUUAAAAUCUGCAAACAAAAACAAUAGAUUAACACAGUGCAGCACAGUGUUUCAUGCCCCUGGCCUUCUAACAGAUUGCCAAUGUUAUGAGCUUUGAUAGCAUACUACUUAUUUGAAGUGGGAUGUUUGAAUCCAAGCUCUUCCUGUCCCAUAUAUCCUGACAGAGAAAGAGGUCUUGGUUCAGUCCCUUCUCCCUGCACCCCAGCUGACUGACACUGUCAAAACUGAGAGCUAUGUAAUCUCUCAAGCUAUGUGCACCCAGAUCCUAAUCAGUCAUUGCAAACUACAAACCUUCAAAGCUGAAUACAGAUCUAGCCUCAGAAACCACACACAGAGGUGGUUAUUGCAUGUGUGGUUCCUGAUCAGCCGGCCUGUGCUUAUACUGUCCUUGUUGUACCGGUAUUAUUGAACAUGUUUUUAGUGUCACACUGUUUGCCAUUUCAUGUAAGCUACUUAAAAUUAUACUUAUUGUUUCCAUUUCUACAAAGAUAUUUAAGCAAUGGCUUCAUUAUAAAUUAUUUUGAAUUUUCAGGACAGUCCUCAAAAUGCUCAAAGCAAAAUGAAGAUUUCCUUUCUUUAUUCAGGGAGGAUAGAGAGGGAGAGAAAGAAAAUUACUAGCAUACAGUACUUUAAAGUGGGGAAAACAUCUGUGGUGGUUGUUUCCUUUAAAAAAAACUUGUUUUCUCAGAUAUAAUCUUUGGAUUCUGUUUAUUUUUUCACUAAAAUAGAUAUAUUAAAAAACCAUGGGCAACCCGGAGGUAAUAACUGAAGCAUAUGUAGCUGUAAUCCGCCCAAAGAAUGCUGCAAGCCUGAAUUCUCGUGAAUAUCGUGCUAAAUCAUAUGAGAUUUUGUUGCUUGAAGUUCCCAUCGAAGGACACAAGAAAAAAAGAAGAAAAAUGUUGCUGGAAACUAAAAUUCAAGGAGGUGGCGAUAUAUCCCAAAAGAUCUUGGAUUAUAUAAUAGAAACCACCAAACCAAUUUCACCAGGAAAUCAAGGUGUUAAAGGAAAACGAGUUCUGUUAAUGAAGACUUUCCCUCUUGAUGGCGAGAAGGCAGGCAAGGAUGCAUCCCUUUUUGUUGUACCAACAGUAGUCAAAGAUAAUACAAAAUAUGCCUACAGUCCUGGAUGUCCAGUUUUCUACUGCUUACAAGACAUCAUGAGAGUCUGCAGUGAAUCCAGUACUCACUUUGCUACAGUAACAGCUAGAAUGUUAAUUUACUUGGAUAAGUGGUUAGAAGAACGGCAUUCACAAUCCCAUUCAAUCCCCGCUUUAUUCAGACCAUCUCCCUUGGAGCGGAUUAAAACAAAUGUCACAAACCCUGCAUACUCUGUUGAACCUGGGCAGAAAGAGAGCUCACUUCAUAUGGGAUACACAGCGUUGGAAAUCAAGAGUAAAAUGCUGGCACUUGAGAAGGCAGACAUGUGCAUCUACAACCCUUUAUUUGGCUCAGAUCUUCAGUAUACCAAUAGGGUCGACAAAGUGGUUAUAAAUCCAUACUUUGGACUCGGAGCCCCAGACUAUUCAAAAAUACAGAUUCCAAAACGUGAAAAGUGGCAACGCAGCAUGAGCAGUGUCAUGGAAGACAAGGAACGCCAGUGGGUUGAUGAUUUCCCUCUUCAUCGCAGUGCUUGUGAAGGAGAUUCUGAGUUAUUGAGUCAACUUCUCAAUGAAAACUUUUCAGUCAACCAGCUGGACAGUGAUCAUUGGGCGCCCAUCCAUUACGCAUGCUGGUAUGGUAAAGUUGAAGCUACUCGAAUGUUGUUAGAGAAAGGAAAAUGCAAUCCAAACUUGCUCAAUGGACAGCUCAGCUCGCCUCUUCACUUUGCUGCUGGGGGUGGGCAUGCCGAAAUUGUACAGAUUCUCCUAAACCACCCAGAAAUUGAUAGACACAUCACUGAUCAACAAGGAAGAACCCCACUGAAUGUCUGUGAAGAGAACAAACAAAAUGAGUGGGCAAAAACAGCCAACUUGCUGAAAGAGGCCGCAAACAAACAAUAUGAGAAGGUACGAAUUUAUCGAAUGGAUGGGUCAUACCGCUCUGUGGAGUUGAAACAUGGAAACAACACCACUGUGCAACAGAUAAUGGAAGGAAUGCGUCUUUCUCAAGAGACACAACAGUAUUUCACUAUUUGGAUCUGUUCUGAAAAUCUUAAUCUCCAGCUGAAACCAUAUCACAAGCCUCUGCAGCACGUUCGCGACUGGACAGAAAUACUCACUGAACUGACAAACCUGGAUCCUCAAAGGGAAACCCCACAGCUUUUCCUGAGGAGGGAUGUAAGACUUCCUUUAGAGCUUGAAAAAAAGACUGAGGAUCCACUGGCUAUUCUUAUCCUAUUUGAUGAGGCCAGGUACAAUUUAUUAAAGGGUUUCUAUACGUCACCUGAUGCCAAGCUGAUAACACUUGCAAGUCUGCUGCUGCAAAUAGUCUAUGGAAAUUAUGAAAGUAAAAAGCACAAGCAAGGCUUCCUAAAUGAAGAAAACUUAAAAUCUAUAGUACCAAUCACCAAAUUAAAAAGCAAGGCACCUCACUGGACAAAUCGAAUACUUCAUGAAUACAAGAAUCUCAGUACUAGUGAAGGCGUGAGUAAAGAGAUGCAUCACCUGCAGCGCAUGUUUUUGCAGACCUGCUGGGAGAUUCCUACCUAUGGGGCUGCUUUUUUCACAGGACAAGUAUUCACAAAAGCAAGCUCAAGCAAUCAUAAAGUCAUCAGAGUGUAUGUAGGUGUAAAUGUCAAAGGAUUGCAUCUUCUCAAUAUGGAAACAAAGGCAUUGCUCAUAUCUUUAAGAUAUGGUUGCUUUAUGUGGCAGCUAGGAGAUGGAGACAGCUGUUUUCAAAUACAUAGUCUGGAAAACAAAAUGAGCUUUAUAGUCCAUACCAAGCAGGCGGGACUUGUUGUAAAAUUGCUGAUGAAAUUAAGCAGCCAGCUGGUUCCCAGUGAAAGAAGUAACUGAAAUAAAUGGAGAAUGGUUAUGCAAUUAGCUACAUUAAGCACAUUUUUUGUUUCUGUAAAUAAAAGCCUUGCAUGUAUAUGAGUUGUACAGGAUGAAAUAUGCUCUCUAUUGGACUUCAUACAGGAGUUUAUUUGUUUAUUUGUAAAAUAGAAAACAGUAUAUCUGUUAUUUUUAUAAUAAUGUUGGGGGGUUUAUUUUAAAAACCGUAACAUGCAUUGAGAAAAAAUGUGCAUAUAACCAACAGCAGUUGAAAACGCAAUAGGAUGUAAGGCCCAUUGGAAACAAUAGGACUUACUUCUGAGUAAACUCGCAUAGGAUUACACUGUAAGUCUAUACAGCCGUACCUUGGUUUUCGAACAGCUGAGUUCUUGAACGUUUUGGCUCCUGAACACCGCAAACCUGGAAGUGAGUGUUCCGGUUUGCGAACUAUUUUUGGAAGCCAAAUGUCUGAUGGAGCUUCCGAUUGGCUGUAGGAGCUUUGUGCAGCCAAUCAGAAGCUGUGUUUUGGUUUUUGAACGUUUUGGAAGUCGAAUGGACUUCCGGAACAGAUUCUGUUCAACUCCCAAGGUACGACUGGAUUCUUGUUUAAAAUAGGCAAUAAAGACGAUUUUGCACCUCGGCUACCCAACAGAAGAUUGCUUUGCAGGUUUUACUACAUUCGUCUGUCAUAGCAUGUGUGAACUACCGUGUUUCUCAUAUUUUAAGACAUGUCUUAUAUUCUUUUUUACUCAAGAAAAUAAGCCUAUGGCUUAUUUUCGGGGGUGUCUUAUUUUUUGCCGAGCCCCAACUGAGCGGGAACCAGCAAAGACAGCAGCCCGCCGCCGACUUGGAGCUCGAGCCGGCAAA